This is a messenger RNA of Cynara cardunculus var. scolymus (artichoke), 1332 nucleotides long. RefSeq lists its product as uncharacterized. The record is from RefSeq and is a predicted model, not a curated record. Lineage: Eukaryota; Viridiplantae; Streptophyta; Magnoliopsida; Asterales; Asteraceae. Bases 503 to 1042 code for a protein of 179 amino acids. The transcript has 2 exons.
GUACCCAAAUCUUAUAAAGAACUAUGAAUGGCAUCAAAACUUGGGUUCAAGUUUAUACCCUUUAUUUUCACUAAUUUCAUCUUCACAAAGGCGUACGAGGAGGAGGCGAAAACGAAAUAUGUCGUGUCUGUUUUAAGAUACUAAAUCAAAACUGUUCUCUUUGGGUUUCUUUAACUUCUCUUGUAGAAGAACUUCAUCUGGUAUUCAACAAGAAGUCUUUAUCAAAGUUGAGUCAUUUCAUAUGACAACUAGAAAGAACAUGGGCACUGGUGAUUGUGAACAUUAGAGAGCUCAGUUUUCUCCUUUUUGCAAAGCCUAUAAAAUACACUCUCAAGAACUCCAUUACCACUGAAACCCCCUUUGGGAGCUUGUAUUUUAAUACAGAGAAAAGGUAGAUCAUCUUUCAAACACCCACUCUUCCCACAAAGUGCAGCAAUCUUUCUGAGAAUCUACCUGAAUUUGUAUUCCUUGGAGCUUUUUCUGCCCAGAAAAGGUUGUAGGAAUGGAAAGUGAGUAUGGUAUGUACAGAAAAGGAAGCAGUGGGUGGUCAUCCAUGGUUGGAAGUGAAGAAUUUCAAGAAACUGAUAUUUGGUCUGUUUUGAGUGAAAGAAAAGGUUUUGAUUCAAAAUUUAAAGGAUCAUCUUCUAGUUUCACUUCAAAAUCUAUUUCUUUUCCAAGUGCAGCCUUAAUGAUUCCUAGGUCCAACAAUCCUGAGGUUCCUCAACAACAAUCAGCACCAGUCAACAUUCCUGAUUGGUCAAAGAUCUAUGGAAAGUCGAAGAGACCAUCACAGAACUCUGCAUGGCAUGAUGAUGGUGAUGAUGGUGGUGGUGGUAAUAAUGGCAGAGAGAAUUGGGACAGUGAUGAUGAUGAUGAUGAUAAUGGAAACAUGAUGCCUCCUCAUGAAUGGAUUGCACAGAAGCUUGCAAGAAGUCAAAUUUCUUCAUUUUCUGUGUGUGAAGGUGCAGGAAGAACACUUAAAGGCAGAGAUCUGAGUAGGGUAAGAAAUGCUGUUUUGACCAAAACUGGAUUUCUUGAAUAAAUUUUUAUCUGUGUUUUACUUCUAUCUACAUUAUCAUAUCAUAAUUUCCCAUGAAAAAAAUUUACAGAAAAACCCACAGAAAUUCAAGAAAAGACAGUAUGAUUAUGAUGAUGAUGAUGUAACAUCUUCAGUAUGAUUGAUAAUUGUGAUAAAUUAAAAUGGGUCCCAUUCAUUUCUAUGGUGGUGUUGUCUGUGUAUAAAUUAUUGCUCCCCUGUUUCUUUUUUUAUUUUUAGGUUGUGUAAUUAAAUGAAUAUUUUGUUAGAUUAAGAGAUUGGAAGUGGUAGUUAUG